UAUACAUAUUCUGAUUCCUGCAGCAUUUUAUUCAUCGCGAGGUGGUGUCAUUACAUCUUUCGGUUUGAUUCCAACACACAACGAAUCGGUUUCCGGCGAACCUAGUCUAAGGGGACAGAGAGGCAGCUGAAGCAACACUUUCUCCUUCAGCUACGCCGACCAAGAUCACUUCUCGCAUCCAACAACUUGAGGACACUGGCAGGAGUCGCCCGGAUCUGCGUCUGCGGGCGGGAUGGUGCAGAGCGACGGGGCGACGGCUGGUGAUGGUGAUUGGGUCAAUGGCCUAGGCAGCGGGGCCCCGCGGGAUCCGCAGCCUCAGUGGGACUUGGACCUGAGCUUGAACUCAAAUUCCAUGUCCGUGUCCCAUUCCCAGUUGCAUCCCCACCACUAUCAUCAUCACCAACAUCAACAUCACCACUACUCAACGGCCUCGUCGGGUGGCUACCACGUCAACUCUGCCCAGACUGACAACGAAGCAUCGCAUUUCCAGUCGUCGCAUUUCCACUCAGACCACUACGACUCGCACCAGCCACUUACCACCAGCCAGCCACAAGCGCUUGAACCCGCAGAUAAGGAGGAGUUUAGAUUACCAAAGGUCGAACCGACAAGCCCACCAGGGCGACACAACAACGCGCAAUCCUCCCCUCAGCAUUUACACGAGCUGAAUACCGAUACGAUUCCUACAUGGGACAGCAUGCCGCCUCCAGCGCAGGCAGUGCCUAUCGCGGACGGCCAAGGUACCUCAAAUCCGAGGAAAAGGUCCCGGACGGAUGAUUCCGUCACAUCAGUGGUGAUAACGGCUACAACCGAGGAUGGGGCGCGGCCCAAGAAACGCGGGCGUCCAAGGCUCGCCGAGGCCGACAACAAAACAUACUUGGAGCGUCGACGAACCCAGGUCAGGGUAGCCCAGCAAAAGUAUCGCAACAAGAAGGAGCAGAGCAUCGUCGACCUUGAGCAGCAGGUCAGGGAGGAGAGGGCACAGCGCAGAGCGCUGGAGCAGGAGUUUCAACACUUUCUUUCCCUUCUCCAGAAGAAUGACACGAUGCUGCAUAGCCCGGAGGACGUCCUCUCCAGCUUCACGGCCUUGCGUCAGAGGUUCUUCUAUGCCGAUCUGGACAAGGAGAAGGAACAGGACAACCAGAGCACCACAUCGUCGGCCAGUGGGCAGCACCAAGCACCACACCCUACGGCCAAGCGACAUCAGGCCACGUUGGGCACGAUCAGUAACUCCUCCAGCGAUCGAUAUCUCGGCGUGGCUUCAGCAGUGGACGGCACGCGCUCGCACGAGGGCCACAACAUCAGCUUCACCACCGCGGCAACGAGUCACCACCCCCCUGAGGCGCCCUUGUACGAAGUCAUCGCAGACCCCACUGCUGAGAAUGCCAGCUUCCCUCAAUACAUCCCUGACCCAAGCAACCCUGGCGCCUGGAUAGCACAGACGCCCGUGCCCCAGGACCAGCCGCUGCAGCCUCCGCAACGCAUGCAGCAGUAUCCGAAUCCGUCACUGUCCACAAUGCGCAUGGCCUCGCCCAGGUCUUAUGCCUCGCAAGAGGGCACAUUCGGGCGGCGUCUAGCAAGGACAACCCUGGAGCGUGGUCUGGUUCUGGCCACCAUGUCGAAUCCGCCGCCGGAUCGUUUCGGUGCUGUCUUUGGGUUCUCUCUCUUGUUUGAGUCGCGCGAGGGCAUUGUGCGGCGGCUCAACGACCAUCUUCGGGCGAUGAACCAGCAAACCCUCAGCUAUUGGAGAUAUCCGUUUACCAACCUCGGUGGUGCCGGUCUGCAUUACACCGACCAGGAUCCUUCGGUUGGCGGCGGCAGUCAUCAAGAACCCUUUAAGCCUCGACACAUGACAGGGCUGCAGAUGGGGCCCAUGGAGGAGCAAGUGGCCGAUGUGAGGGACAAAUACGUCAGCAACGACACGAAGGUCAAUUUUGCUGGGUUUGAAGGAGAUUUCCUCGACUGUAUGGAGGUGGAGCGCUAUCUCCGGGACCGAGGCAUCAUUAUUCCUGCCAACGCAGAGUUCGUCUACGCUGAGCUCAACCCAGCGCGGUUUGCGGAUGCACAGGCCACAGACACCGUUCCCGUCAACGCCGUCGACGGUGAUGUGUACGCCGCCAGUGCUGCGAUGAAUUAUGCGCAGGACUGGUCUGCCUAUGGAGCGACAGCGGUCUUGGGCAACGGCACGGGGCCCAGUGCACCGGACAUCAACGGCCUAACCCCUUUCCUGUGUCCGGCAGUACCGCCAAAGGCCUGGGUGAGCAAGGAUCCCUCAAAUAUGCUCUUUGCGGCCAAGAUCAGUGUGCCCAUACUGGUGGAGGAGAUGGUGCGACGGUGCGUCUGCCUGGGCAGGACCCCCGGCGUCCGACCUAAGGAUGUCGACCGAGCUAUCAAGAUCGCGUCUGGUUUGUUUAAAUCGGUGUCAUGAUUGUGUGUUUCUGGGAGCAAGUAUGUGAAUAUCUGGGUAAUUUUGGUUAUUAGACUCUUGUGAUACCCCAUGCCCAAGGUGGCAUAAAAGCGUUUAUGAAUAUAUAUAUAUGAUCAUUCAUCCCUUGGAUGUGCCACAUGCCACGAAUCAACCUCAUUCUGUGCUG
This is a messenger RNA of Emericellopsis atlantica, 2591 nucleotides long. RefSeq lists its product as uncharacterized. The record is from RefSeq and is a predicted model, not a curated record. Gene Ontology annotation, molecular function: DNA-binding transcription factor activity. Gene Ontology annotation, biological process: regulation of DNA-templated transcription. The transcript is spliced from 3 exons. Bases 233 to 2425 code for a protein of 730 amino acids. NCBI's taxonomy places the organism in Eukaryota, Fungi, Ascomycota, Sordariomycetes, Hypocreales, Bionectriaceae.